Molecule: messenger RNA, 212 nt
Organism: Scutellospora calospora
Lineage: Eukaryota; Fungi; Glomeromycota; Glomeromycetes; Diversisporales; Gigasporaceae
Source: the annotation of a GenBank genome assembly
AUGGACGAAAACAACGAAAACUCAAGAAAUAUAGUCAUAGAAAUAGAUCUGGAAAAUCCUUCUCCAACUCUACAACCGGCUUCAAUAAACACUUAUCAAACUCAUUCAUCCUCUACAAAUAAUCUUUUUAAUUACGAAGAUCUCCUCACCGAUGUACCUCUCCAAACUACCACUGAUCCAGCAGAUAGAAUGCAUGAAAGCCAUAAGCCACC